Molecule: messenger RNA, 243 nt
Organism: Penicillium cataractarum
Lineage: Eukaryota; Fungi; Ascomycota; Eurotiomycetes; Eurotiales; Aspergillaceae
Exons: 3
Coding region: 1-243 (80 amino acids)
Source: RefSeq, a predicted model, not a curated record
AUGCUGAGGCUUUCAAUUACAACAAGUUGGCUCGUGCUCGCGGGGUUGGCAUCCGCAGGCUUCAAUAGCACCGGUGAACCUCUGUUUAUGAAUGGCUUCCAGCAACGCGCAGAGUGGGGCGAAUGCUUUGAGCUGAAAGGCUUAAUGGACAGAACAUGCCAAGAAGAAAUAAUCUCAUUCGACCGUCCCCAUUAUAAUCUAUUCACCUUUGGUGAUAAGCCCAGAGAAAAGGCCAUUGGAUGA